Ostreococcus lucimarinus CCE9901 is the source of this 870-nucleotide messenger RNA. RefSeq lists its product with no specific name. NCBI's taxonomy places the organism in Eukaryota, Viridiplantae, Chlorophyta, Mamiellophyceae, Mamiellales, Bathycoccaceae. Gene Ontology annotation, biological process: positive regulation of transcription by RNA polymerase II. Gene Ontology annotation, cellular component: nucleus. The record is from RefSeq and is a predicted model, not a curated record. The transcript has a single exon. The annotation marks the transcript as partial. Gene Ontology annotation, molecular function: chromatin binding; ATP hydrolysis activity; ATP binding.
AUGGAGGCGGGGGUGCGUUUGAACGCGGAGAAGGAGAAGAGCACCGGCGCCAUCGCAGACGACGACGAAGCCUUCAGGCUUCGCGAGUCGAGACGAUUGGACAAGGACAAGGAAUUGAUUCCACGAGUCGUCAUCGGUGGUGGUCUUGGUACGUCGACGUACUCCGCCGGCUGGGAGUCUCUCGCAGGCAUGGAGGAGCACGUCAAGACGCUCAAGGAGUUGACGCUCCUGCCGCUCGCGUACCCGGAGAUGUUUGAAAGUCUCGGCGCGGGCGCCGCGCGUGGCGUGCUUUUGCACGGACCUCCAGGAACGGGAAAAACAGCCGCUGUGCGUGCGAUGCUCGGCGCCGCGGCGAGAGGACCGAGACCGAUUAGCUUUUUUAGCCGGCUCGGCGCGGAUUGUUUGGGCAAGUACAGCGGCGAAGCCGAGCGCAAGCUCCGGUUGUUGUUUGAAGAGGCCGAAAAGCGCCAGCCGAGCAUCAUAUUUUUCGACGAAAUCGAUGGUUUGGCACCCGCGCGUCGAGGUGGUGGCGGCUCGGGCGCGCAGGAUGAGAUUCACUCCUCAGUCGUCGCCACUUUGCUCGCGCUCAUGGAUGGUUUGUCUGGUCGAGGGUCUGUUGUUGUUGUCGCAUCGACGAAUCGUCCCGACGCCGUCGAUCCCGCUCUGCGCCGACCUGGGAGAUUCGAUCGCGAGCUAUUUUUUGGUCUUCCAGACGCUGAAGCGCGUGCGGACAUAUUAGCCGUGCACACGCGCGCCUGGACGCCUCGGCCGAGUCGCGAGACGCUCGAAGCAGUCGCGAGCCGCACGGAGGGUUGUGCCGGUGCUGACUUGCGCGCGGUCGCGAACGCGGCGUUGAUGAGUGCGCUCAAG